AUGGUCGCCCGUCUAACAGGCAACAGACGCAUGGAAAUGGCCGCCGACAGGCUCUACAAGGAGAAGAAGAUUCGGGGUUUCUGCCAUCUGUCCACCGGCCAAGAAGCCGUCGCCGUCGGUAUCGAACACGCCAUCGAGCGCGCCGACCAUCUCAUCACCGCCUACCGCUGCCACGGCUUCGCUCUGAUGCGCGGCGCAUCUGUCAAGUCCAUUAUCGGUGAACUCCUCGGCAGGAGGGAGGGCAUCGCGUACGGAAAGGGUGGCUCUAUGCACAUGUUUGCCCCCGGCUUCUACGGUGGUAACGGUAUCGUCGGAGCCCAGGUCCCCGUCGGCGCUGGUAUUGCCUUUGCCUGCCAGUACGAGAACAAGAAGAACGUCACCCUGGCUCUGUACGGAGACGGUGCUUCCAACCAGGGCCAGGUCUUUGAGGCAUUCAACAUGGCCAAGCUCUGGAACUUGCCCGUCAUCUUUGGCUGCGAGAGUGCGUACAAACACCACGUGGACAUGCGCCGGAUUUACUAA
This is a messenger RNA of Alternaria ventricosa, 522 nucleotides long. It is a transcript of the gene PDA1, whose product is annotated as alpha subunit of pyruvate dehydrogenase. The record is from RefSeq and is a predicted model, not a curated record. NCBI's taxonomy places the organism in Eukaryota, Fungi, Ascomycota, Dothideomycetes, Pleosporales, Pleosporaceae. Bases 1 to 522 code for a protein of 173 amino acids. Gene Ontology annotation, molecular function: oxidoreductase activity, acting on the aldehyde or oxo group of donors, disulfide as acceptor. The transcript has 2 exons.